This is a messenger RNA of Mesorhabditis spiculigera, 555 nucleotides long. The record is from the annotation of a GenBank genome assembly. NCBI's taxonomy places the organism in Eukaryota, Metazoa, Nematoda, Chromadorea, Rhabditida, Rhabditidae.
AUGGUCCAUGGCGACUUCGGGACUAUGACCUCGCCAUUAGUACAGGGUUUGCAAUACGGCGGUUCCAGCUGUUCAUUCGCGAUACUGCUCACGGUAGUGCUGGCGAAUAUCUAUCUAACCUUAAAAUUGCGUAAGGAGGCGGAUGGAGAUUUGACAGCGAAAUAUCAGUUGGCGGAGAAUGUUAGGACCGCCCAAAUCUCGAUGGUUUAUGUGGUGAUCGAGAAUCUGCUAAAAAUCUACGACGCCCUCGCGACGAACGUCUUCAACUUGAGCGCAGUAUUUUUCGUAGCGAAAUGCGAGUCGGAAAGCUCUUAUGCAUUAGCUUACGCGCUGCGCCAAGUCAUGAUCCUCCUCACACCGGCUAUUAUUUUUCGAAUUAACCGCCCUCUUCGAAAACAAUUCCGCCGGUUAACUCAUCCGUUCAUGAAAAGAAAGCCCACAGUAGCCUGCAUCAGCGAGGCCGCCGCCUUGGAAUACCGCAACCCACUGGGGAAGAAGAUCCAAUUGAGCGAGUCGAAAGAUAUGUAUUUUACCCAUUUGAAAACCAUGUGGAAG